Trypanosoma theileri is the source of this 1722-nucleotide messenger RNA. Its product is annotated as LYT1p. Bases 1 to 1722 code for a protein of 573 amino acids. The record is from RefSeq and is a predicted model, not a curated record. NCBI's taxonomy places the organism in Eukaryota, Euglenozoa, Kinetoplastea, Trypanosomatida, Trypanosomatidae. The transcript has a single exon.
AUGCGGAACGGAAAAGGUGCGGGUGAAUGUGCGGUGCCCCGCCGCGAUGGACACAUGCAGCCAACACGAAAAGUAAAGGCGGAUCGCAAUCACAAUAACAACAAUAAUAACAACAACAACAAUGCAGAUCGUGAUUGCUGUCCACAUACUACAGAUAACGUACAACUCCCAGAUAGAGUACAUGAGGUGGGGGAGCAGAGUGGAGUGCAGGAAAAAAUGGAUGAAUGUGAAUCCUUGACAAAUGAUAAUCGUAUUAAAAGUCAAGAAAUUCCUCUGGAAGAACAAGAAGAACAAGAGCAAGAAAACGAAAAAGAACAGGAACCAUGUAGUACUAGUCUAAGCAGUGAGUCUGUGCCUAUAAAAUCUUCAGAGUAUAUACAAUUUUUAGAACGAACAAUACUCCGCAUAUCUCAACUGAAUGGAGAGUUAGAAAAGGAACUCAUGGAUGUACGACGUGAGAUGAUGGUAUGUAAACAAGCUUUACAGUUAUCGCAACAGCCUUCUACUACUAUAGAUACAGUAAUCUCACCUAGAAUGAUUCGGAAUGGUAGUAGUGAAAGAGUAGUAUACAAUCCUUCUCUUGAUGGAAGAAAUGUACACCUGCAAGAGGUGAAACAACACCCUGGUUCAUCUGGUAGUCUUAAAGGAUGGGAAACAACACAUCGUUCGCAUAGAAGGAAUGAGACUCUUUUGUAUGAAGAAAGUAAUUCUUGUACGGGAGACGAACAUUUAUUACCAAAUAGAGCCGUCUCUGCAAUUCAGCCGCCUAAAAGGAAUACAAUGACAACAAGUAAAGGGGAACGUCACGUUGUGAACAGUGCUGGCAACAGAAAUAAUAAUAAUAAUAAUAAUAAUAAUAAUAAUAAUACUCUUCGUGCGUCUGGUCAAGGGAGACAACCAAAAUCAAUGGAUUUGGGUUCAACACCUUUUGCCCCUUUGCGUGAGAAAUACUACAAUCCACGAGGUCAUUUCUUUCGUGAGACCCCGCGGUCUCCGGAGCGAGAGAAGCCUGAAAACAUCAUUGAUGCCUUAGAGAAACUCAAACGCUCCAUUCUGUAUCGUUGCAAUCACUCCCACCAUAAACAGUCAGAGAGAACAAGACGCUCUGCUGCUCAUACACAACAGAAGCGUAUGUGGUCCAUCCCACCACCAGCUCCAGCACCAACAACUACACAGAUGUUGAGUUCUAGACAACGGAAGUCUGAGAAUAUCACACGUGAAAAGAUGCGGGGUCGCAGUCUCUUUACAGGACGCGGUGGUGGGAAUGGUGGUAUUGUUAAUAAUAAUAAUAGUAGUAGUAGUAAAGGAAAUGUGAGGACGGGUUCUCGCCCCACAUUGAGAGUUAAUAGAAAUCUCUCAGCUGCUCCUCCUCCUCCGGUUGGUAGAUCUGGUUCUGCGGCUGGGCCUCCCACACGCACCAGAUCCACUGGGCGUGCUAACGGUGUGCCAGGUAUCGCCAAUACCAAUAAGAAAAAGAAUAAUAAUCAUAAUAAUAAUAAUAAUAAUAAUAAUAAUCAUAAUAAUAAUAGAACAACAGGAACAAAAACAACAACAAAAACUACAGAUUCUCCAUAUGACAGAAAAGCAGCGUGUACAAGAAAUAAGGUAGAUGUAACACAAGGUGGUGGUGGUGGGGACCAGUGGGAGGUUCAACAGCGGCGUUAUUGGGAAGAAUCACGUGAAAUUUUGAAACAACUUGAACAUUUCCUUGCAGAGGAAUAA